This is a messenger RNA of Coregonus clupeaformis (lake whitefish), 5352 nucleotides long. RefSeq names its product tyrosine-protein phosphatase non-receptor type 13-like. Lineage: Eukaryota; Metazoa; Chordata; Actinopteri; Salmoniformes; Salmonidae. The transcript is spliced from 29 exons. Gene Ontology annotation, cellular component: cytoskeleton. Bases 314 to 3781 code for a protein of 1155 amino acids. Gene Ontology annotation, molecular function: protein binding. The record is from RefSeq and is a predicted model, not a curated record.
UCAAACCGCUCCUGCGUAAUCCAAUUGAGUUCUUAUAGCUGGAGUCUAAAUAUAGUCGGAAUUGACAGAAAACACAGUAUCGACACAUCGCUACGUUUGUGUACAGAACGUUAUAUUCUAUGGAGAAAAUUAGUUAUUUCCGCGCUGUACUGUGAUGGGAUUAUGGAUAGAUGAAAAGUCGCCUGAUAGGCUAGAAAAAGUAGCAAAUGAAGAGUACAGCCACAGGUGGAAUGCUGUGUGAUGCUUGAGAAGAUUACAUUCGAGCUGGAGGCAUUCUAAAGAGGGACUUCUUCAGAUAUUGAAUGAAAUAAGGAUGGGCACGUUCGUGACCCUGGCGGAGGUGCUGGAGGCCCGGGGGUCACCUCUGGAGGAGGAUGAGGUAUGGUGUCUGCUUCUGGGCACUGCCGAGGCCUUAACGGACAUCUCCCACAAAGGUCCUGGUAACAUGUGCAGUGUACUGAGCCCUGGCUCUAUGUUGCUGUCAGCCCGUGGGAACCUUGCCUUUAAGAGCUGUGCCCGGUCAGGGGACCUGGGCUCCUUCACUGCUCCAGAGGUACAGGAGGGCCACGUUGCCUCCAACAGGACAGCCUCGGAAAAGAUGGUUGUAUAUUCCCUAGGAAUGACCCUCUACUGGUCCGUUGAUUAUCAACUACCUCAAAACCAGCCCAUUCAGCUGAGUGACAAACUGAACAACCUGUUGCUGAGUAUGUGUGAGGACAUGGCCCAGAGACGAGCGGAUCUCGUGACUGUGCUGGAGACCUGUGACCAGCACAUCAAGACUGCUCAACUGCCCCCACCAGAGAAGCUCAUCAAACAGCUAGUAGAAGAUGUGUUCAGGGACUCUGUCGAUCACGUGUCCAUGGCUGAGAAUGGUCCUCAGCUUACUGACCGGAGUCAGAUGGUCAGAGAGAGGCUUCACAGUCUCUCAGGAAGUGCCUCGCACCAUAACUCUACCUGGGCACUGAGAAACAGAAGCGCCUCAACAUUCCAAGCCAAGCUCAGCAGAGGAAUUGCCCAGGGGUUACGUCACAGAGAGAGUUACUGCAGCUAUCAGUCCCGUAACCCCUGUAGCCCUUACCUGGAUGGCUUUCGCCGUGGCAGCAUUAGACCUAUACCAUACGUGUAUCUGAACGAGUCCACUGUCAGUCUUAAUGAAAAGAAAGCCAAGGAUAUGGGUCCCGAGUUUAUUCGAAUGUUAGACGAGCCACUGGUUGUCUUGGAGCUGCCCGGAUCCAUUGUGUCAAAGAAAGGGAAGUCUCCCUCCACUAUGAGGGAACUGAGUGUGGUCAUGCCAAACGGACAGAGCAUCCUGGUCAAGUGUGACGUCAAGUCAGGAGGCGGGGAUGUCUUUAAUAUGAUUGUUGCCCACUCCAACCUGGUUGAACACUUCUACUUCGGCCUUGCUUACAUUGAUGAUAAUGAGUUUUUCUUCCUGGACAAUGACACAAAGAUAUCCAAGGUUGCCCCCGACAGUUGGAAGAAAGUGCCUACCUCCACGUUUGUCCUUUUCUUCAGGGUCAAAUUCUUUGUCCACGACAUCUCUCUCCUUUUGCACAAACUGACUCGUCACCAGUACUACCUACAGCUGAGGAAAGAUAUACUGGAGGACAGGUUGGCCUGCCAUGAAGAGACAGGCCUUUAUCUGGGUGCCUUGGCUCUCCAAGCAGAGUAUGGAGACUGCAUGCCUGAGGUUUAUGGGAGGAACUACUAUCGCCCAGACCAGUACGUUGCCAAGAGCAUCAUGGAGAAAAGAGCCUUGCCUUACCUAAAGGAGGAGUUGCUACAGUUACAUGCCAAUAACUCCACGAUGAGUACCGACGAGUCCGAGCUUGAGUUCCUCAAGGCCACCCAGCAGCUUCCUGAGUACGGUGUUCUGUUCUACCGCGUGGGCCACGAGAAGAAGCCAGUCAUCGGAGAGCUGAUCCUAGGAGUGUGUGCCAAAGGAGUCAUAGUGUAUGAGGUUAAAGAUGGCUCCCGCUCCACAAGUCAGACAUUCCACUGGCGGGAAACAAACAGUAUCUCCUCCUCUUACCGGAAAUUUGUCAUUGAGAGCAGAGGGAGUAAGAAAAAGCACACCUUUGUCACAGAGAGAUCCAAGACGGCCACGUACCUGUGCAACCUCUGCUCUGCCCAGCACAAGUUUCACAAUGAGAUGAACUCUCGCCAGCUCGGCCACAGUCUGGCCUCAGAGGACAACAUAGUUCAAUACGCAGCAGUGUGUCGGGCACAGAACAACCAGAUGAACAGCCGUAUGAACAGGUACUCUGAGACCGUACUGACAGACAGCGGUCUGACCACACCGCAGGAUGGCUCCAUGAACAAACUGUGUGAUGACAUCGCGGCCAAGAUCGAGGCGCGGAUCAAACAGCAGCGUGUCCUCCACGAGCAGGGCAGAAGGAGACCAUUGCCUGGGAACCUGUCUCCAGCCCUGUCUCGUGGGUCUGGGAAGUGUGGGUCAGAGGCCAACCCCAUGUCCUCAGCAGAAAGAGAUACCCAAACGAAGAGUGUCAUAACAGAGAGGGAAGUCAUUUGUGUGUCCUUAAAGAAAGACCCGAAGCUCGGCGUUGGUGUUGUGAUAGUUGGAGAAGACACAGUGGGGAAGUACGACCUUGGUAUCUUCAUAGCAUCCAUCGUGCCGGGAGGACCAGCGGAUAAAGAUGGCCGCAUCAGACCAGGUGGGCGUCUGAUCUCUCUGAACCACACCAGUCUGGAGGGUGUGCCCUUCAGUGAGGCUGCAGAGGUCAUGCAGAACAGCCCUCAGGAGGUCACACUCAUCGUGGCCCAGCCCAAAGUUUCCUCGACACCCAACAACAUGAGAUCUCCGCUAUUGAAGAACUACGAGUCCCAGACCAAUUUGAUGACUGACGUGCGCUCUGGGGAGGACGACCUGGAUGAGAUCGUGUCUGUCAUGUUGACCCCUAAGACUGGCAGUAGACUGCAACUCCCUGAUGUACGCAUUCUCAACGCUCAGGACGCCUGCUCCAGGUCUCCUUGCACAAACUGCUUCAGGGGUGAUGAGAUCUCCGUAGAGCUGAAGAAGAAAGCUGGAGGUGGCUUGGGGAUCAGUAUCGCUGGUGGUGUGAACACAGGCCUGCGUCAUGGAGGUGUCUACAUCCAAAGCCUAGUCUGUGGAGGGGCCGCUGAGCAAGAUGGCCGCAUCCAGUCAGGUGACCGACUACUGAAAGUUGAUGGAAUCAGUUUUCAAGGGUUCACAUAUCAGCAGGCUGUGGAAUGUCUGGCGAGAACAGGAAAGGUGGUGACCCUGGUCCUGGAGAGGGAGAACAUGAACACCCUGCCCAGGGUGUCUCUGAGCCCAGACACAGGGUGCAGUCUAAUGGGGGGCAGCCUCUCCCCUCAGAGUUCCCACCUGGACAUCACCCAGAUGAGGAACAACAGCUGCCCUACCAUCAUCACCCCCUUCUUGGUCAGGCAUAAGGACUACAGCUUCGUGUCUGACGGGAACACUUUGGAGGUGACCUUGAAGAAGAGGCUGAAUGGCUUGGGCUUCAGCUUCCUGGUCCCUGAGCUCAACAGCUCGAAAGGAGACUCAGGCAGUAGUCUUGUCCGGAUCAAGAAGCUUUUCCCUGGCCAGCCAGCGGAGGAGAGCGGGCGGAUCCAGGAGGGAGACGUCAUCCUGGCAGUCAAUGGAGAACCGCUGAAAGGAUUGUCCUACCAGAGGGUGGUCACGCUGCUGAGAGGCUCUCCUUCUGAAGUCCGGUUGUCUCUGUGCCGUCCUGCUCCAGGAAUUCUGCCUCCCAUUGAAACGUUGCUUGGCACCUGAGUGAUGUCACACCACAGUACGUGAGCACCAAUGGAAGUUCAGAAUAUACUUCCUGAAAGACAGACAUGAGAUCUUCAGGGAGCAGGACAGGGGAAGAUCUGUCCAGAGGAGAGGGCAGGACAGGGGGAGAUGCCUGGCCCUCCCUACCCUGCAGCAGAGCCCUGGGCCUGGCCUGACGGACUACAGAACCCACCUGGAUGGUGGGUGGGUGCAUCACUGCAUUCUAUGAGUCAGAGGUGUUGGAUGAGUCGCCCCGCAGACAAGAACCAACUGAGUCACGCUACAACAGCCAGGAUGCACUGCUGAGGUCAACUCAUGUGAGAUCAAGGCAACAACCUUUUCUCUUUUCCAAGACUCUGUUGAAUACCAGGAGAGGCGAAGGAGUUGGUUGGACUGGGGCAGUGGAGUUCUAUAGUGUGAACCCCUGACGAUAAGCAGAUAACUAUUACACAAGCUCAAUUGGACUGAAGACAGAGCUACAGAACGCCAUAUGGUGCAGAGUGGUGACAGCCCCUGAAAGCACAUGAAAUGAACAUUACAUCUGACUGUUGAUACACUCAUACAUUCAUCUUUUAAUGAACUCCUACCUCUGUUUAGUCAUAACAUUUCUGUAGGAUCACACUGAUUCUGACAGGGCCGUAAGAGCCACACUACAUGAUGGGUACUGAGUAGCAACGCCCUAAAUUAGUAACAAUUCAACCAUGUGGAUGUCUAGCUGUAACAAAGGCAGAACAAACACACCCAUCAAUGGGGCAGGAAAUAGUGACAUUAGAUUCUGGUCUUGUUUCUGAAUUCUACAGUAUUAAAUACCUUUUCUGAACAUCAUUGGCAGUCUUGCCGUUUUGUGUGUGUGUGUGGCGAGGACAUUCUCACCCUUACUGUCAAAGGUGAGGCUGCAAGUUCUACCAACAAAAUAUAAUCUAGCACUCUGGUACCCUGCAAACCAUGAUCCAUUUUGUAUUCUACAUGAGUCAAAUGUAAUGGAGUCCAUUGCCCAUGUUGUGAAUGGUUGCUGUUCAUACAAGGAUUUGUACAUUGCUAGACAUGCCUGCCUUGUUGACCUGAUAGCCAGCGAGCUGAGACAAGUAGUCUCACCAACAGCACACAUGCAGAAACAUUCUUGUGUAAGGGGAAGCUGGUUUGAUGUUGUUGAUGAUGAUGUGUUUUCCUGUGUGACAAAUAUGCCAGAUAUUGUUGUUGUGGGGGAGGCCAGGGGGAGGUGCUCAUUUUGGAAGUGGGCUGCUCAUUAGACGGCUACAUGGAGCAGGACUUUGCAGAGAAGCUGCUAAAAUACCAGCCCCUUGUGGCACACAUGGACAGCCUCGGGUGUAGGUGCAAGCUGGUGGUGCUGAUAUUUGGCAGUCUCUGCAACGUACACAGGCUUGCAGUGCGUGGCCUCCAGAUUGCGGGCCUGACAAAAACUAGGGCAAAGCAAUUGGCUAGGUACUGCUCUGUUUCAGCUGUCGUGGACAUCCUAGCUGUUUGGAGAAGGAGGUUAUUUUUGUACCCUUGAGUGCCAUGCAUACAGGGUCCUUUGAAAUGUUUGGAUCCUUUUUUGUACAUUUGAUUGG